This is a messenger RNA of Emericellopsis cladophorae, 1899 nucleotides long. RefSeq lists its product as uncharacterized. The coding region runs from base 1 to 1899 and encodes 632 amino acids. Gene Ontology annotation, molecular function: transmembrane transporter activity; zinc ion binding; DNA binding. Gene Ontology annotation, cellular component: membrane; nucleus. Lineage: Eukaryota; Fungi; Ascomycota; Sordariomycetes; Hypocreales; Bionectriaceae. The transcript is spliced from 3 exons. The record is from RefSeq and is a predicted model, not a curated record. Gene Ontology annotation, biological process: transmembrane transport; DNA-templated transcription.
AUGAGCAGCAAUGCCUCCUACUGCUCUCCGAACCAGCCCAACCGGGCCGCCGCCAUGCUGGAAUUGGACCCUGUUUGGAAGCAGGAGAUGGUAUCUCACUACUUUGAUGUGGUUCACGAUACACACCAUAGCCUUUUCCACCGUCCAACAUUCGAGCGAGACUUGCGGAAUAAUCAGAUACCCGAUGUGAUCUUGUAUUCGGUCCUCUCGUUGGGCAUCAGAUUCGCAUCCUCGCCUCAAAGGCGCGACCAUCACUUUGCCGAGCUAGCCUACCGAGCCCUCGACAUGCGAGAUCUGUCCAUUGUUACCAUCCAAGGCUGCCUAUUACUGGGUACCAUGUGCUUCGUCGACAACAAAGCUGCGACCGAAACCUUGUACGUUGCCACAGCCAUCCGUCUUGGCCUCAUUUUGGACCUUCCACAACGAAAGUGUCAGACAGAGCUGGAACGUCAGAUAAAUUUGCGCGUCUACUGGACACUCUACAUGACUGAUUUGUGGGUCUCUGCCGGCCUCAAACUAUCGAGACAAAUUCUGUUUCGAGACGACGUCGAGCUGCCUUCGGAGGAAUCUGUUUUCCUCGGCCUCUCUCCAACGGAACCUGUGCGUACAGCCAGCGGAGAGCGAACGCGGAGUAUAUGGGGAGAGAUGGCCAAGCUCGCCCGGAUAUGGUCUGAUGUCCAGGACCUCAACAACAUGGCAGUAGAGUGCGGUCUCGAGCCCAUGGCACUGGCUGCCGAGAUUGACGCAAUAGCUGCGCGUCUCGACGCAUGGCAACAUCAGCUACCAUUCUACAUCCAAGAAUCGGAGCAGAACUUGGAGCGCGCCAACGCCAUGGGCAUCAAUGUGGGCAACUCAUUCGCCGCAUUGCAUCUGGGGUUCCACUACUACUACGAGGUGUUGUGCUACCGCUUCAUGGCAGAGAGUUUUCGCCAUCCCACGCCACAGACGAUGGCGUACGCGGAAAAAUGUGCCCAACACGCCGAGGCAUUUUGCGAUCUGCUCUAUCUCUGCGAAGACAAGGACAACCGCUGCUCGUACGCCAUGGUUGGCCACAUGCUGGUCGUCACGUCGACCGUCUACAUGCACCGUCUUCUUUGCAGCAGCAGCGAAAGUGGGCUUGCCGAGGAACAAGCCCCUGAGAUACGCAAACGGCUCGCGCACAAUUUCGAGAUUUUGACAGAGCUGCAGCUGCACUGGGUCAGUUUGGAUGCGUGCUUAUCACGUCUCAAGGUCUUUCACAAUGCGUGUCUCUUCUCCAUUGAGCAUUCAUUCAACAUGGACCGGUGGAUGCUGCGCUUCAUCCUCGAGCAUGGCAGCCAGAUGCCCGAAAAAUUCAUCGUUCAGCCGGACGACGCACAGGAGACGUGGAUCGGCGGGGCCGAGUCGGCGGUCGGCGCUUCUGCGAGGAGUUUGCAGGAUUGGUUGAGCAGGAUAUGGCGGAAGGCAGCUCCUAUCUGGACUGCUUCCCGUGGCCCCAAUGCCAGCCGUACGGAGAUCGCCUGUACAGUCUUUGCCGGUCAAGUUCUCUCCGGCUCCUGGUUUGCCCACAGCGCCAUCUACUUCUUCGAGCAGGUUGGCAUCACCUUCGAGAUGGCUUACAACCUCGGCCUGGUUGGUACAGGCAUCGCGUUCUGCGGAACCGUCCUCUCUUGGUUUCUGAUGAACCAGUUUGGCCUUCGCAAGCUGUACAUUGCCGGCAUGUUGGCUAUGAUCACUGCGCUCUGCGUCAUUGGCGUCCUCCGAGUGGCCAGCCACGAAAAAAUACUCAGCUUGCGCUGGGUACAGUCGGCGCUCUGCAUCUGCUGGCUGUUGAGCUUCUCCCUGACCGUCGGUCCUGUGGGCUGGACAAUCCCUGCCGAGGUGUCAUCGACGCGUCUGCGGUCGCAGAGCAUUCGCUAG